This is a messenger RNA of Anneissia japonica, 4082 nucleotides long. Its product is annotated as Bardet-Biedl syndrome 5 protein homolog. Gene Ontology annotation, biological process: cilium assembly; intracellular transport. The coding region runs from base 169 to 1227 and encodes 352 amino acids. Lineage: Eukaryota; Metazoa; Echinodermata; Crinoidea; Comatulida; Comatulidae. The record is from RefSeq and is a predicted model, not a curated record. The transcript is spliced from 11 exons. Gene Ontology annotation, molecular function: phosphatidylinositol-3-phosphate binding. Gene Ontology annotation, cellular component: BBSome; ciliary basal body.
ACAAGCGCCCUCGUUAGUUCGGAUAGAAAUUCCAUCAAACACAAAACAUCAUUUUCGUGAUUAUGAAGGCUUUUUCACAUUUAAUGUCUUAAUUUCACGUCUUAAGCUUACGUGUUACGUAUAUUAUAAUAGACGUAGGAUCACUGGAAAAGAAUUCACCUUGAAGUCAUGACAACACAGCAGCAGCAACAGCCUCAAGUGUUUGAUGUCCUAUGGGAAGACAGGGAUGUUCGCUUCGAUAUAAACCCUCAGGACAUGUGUAUGCGACGAGGGGAGAAGGUUAUCGAUUUACUCGACUCCAUUGAGGACACAAAGGGAAAUAACGGAGAAAGAGGAAGACUGUUUGUUACAAAUCUAAGAAUUGUUUGGCAUUCCACAACUAUGCCAAGGGUCAACUUAUCCAUUGGAUUUACUUGCGUCCUUAACGUCACCGUCAGAACAGGAAGCUCGAAAUUACGUGGUCCAACAGAUGCUCUGUACAUCCUAACAAAAUGCAACAACACACGAUUUGAGUUCAUUUUUACUAACCUGGUUCCUGGAAGUCCAAGACUUUUCACUACUGUCAUGGCUGUGCAGAAAGCCUAUGAAACAACCAAGAUGUACCGAGAUCUCAAACUUCGUGCAGCAAUUAUUCAGAACAAGAAUGUCCGACUUCUACCGCUGGAACAAGUGUACAGUAAAGUUGAUGGAGUCUGGAAUCUUUCUAGUGAUCAGGGUAACUUAGGAACAUUUUUCAUCACCAAUGUGAGAUUGGUGUGGUAUGCUAACCUGAAUGAGAACUUCAACAUCAGUGUACCAUAUUUACAAAUACGUUCAGUGAAAAUCAGAGAAUCUAAGUUCGGCAUGGCAUUAGUUCUUGAGUCCUCAAUACAGAGUGGUGGAUUUGUCCUAGGCUUCAGAAUAGACCCCAUUGAAAAGCUCAAAGAGGUAGUUAAGGAGAUUCAGAGUCUUCACCGAGUCUACAGCUCCAACCCAAUAUUUGGAGUAGAAUUUGAGCUCGAUGACCAUCCUGGUAACAUAGAGGACCUAGUAAUUGAGAAUGUACAAGAUGAUGUGGACAUUGUCGAGGAGGAUGAGCCAUCAGAUGCAUUUGCAGCCUACUUUGCAGACGGCAACAAGCAGAAAGAUCGUCCCCCUGUAUUUUCAAAGGAGCUUGGUCUAGCAAUCGAAAAACUCAAAGAUGGCUUCACAUUGUCUAACUUAUGGGAAGUAGUUGAGCAGAAGUAAAACCCUUACAGCUUUGGGGAGUAUGAAGUGAUAUAGAAAGCCUGUGAUAUGCCUCAUUCCCAGCCUCAUCAAAAAAUUGAUUUAUUCUAUAUCCCAUGGUGACAAAGAUUUAUUUAUCUCAACAAUAUGUUGUGCAAUUGAUCCAUCCAUCCACAGCUGAGUGUCAGAUGUCUUUUUAAUGCAGAAUUUUUAUGAAAUAUUCUUGGCAUGGUCAGUAAUUCUGGGCCACCAAAUCAAGGGAAAAAAUUAAAUUUAAAAUGAUAAUUGACGAAAGCAAUAUAUUUAAAAUUACUGCUGCGUAUAAAAUCUGUCAACUUAUUUUAAAAUAGUAUAUGGGGCUUGCAUAUUCAUUCAUAUUCUUCAUACUGUAAGCUUUAAAAUGAUAGGUCAUUUACUUAAAUUGUCUGAAAAGUUAUGAGUAAAAGUAUUAUGGCUUCUCUAUCCUAAAGUAUGCAAUACUGCCACAAUCUUUAUGCUAAUUACUCAUUUGGGAUGGCAAGUCUCAUAUACCGACCCAUUACAGUGAAUAUUCUCCCUCUUGCAAACGCUGGAAACCUCCAGAAUAUUCUCUUGCAUUUCCUCUUGCAAAUGUAAAUAUUAGAAUUGUACAAACACACAUAUUUUCUUGUCACUGCUAUCCAUUCUAAAGACUUCUACUCCCAGCAGUAGUUGAACCAAUAUGUUACCCCUCUUCUGACCAAAUCUUGGCUGCCUUCCUGUUGCUUGGUAGUACUGCAGGUUCAUGUUUUUCAAGCACCUCUAGCAUCUGUUUUAUUUCAUCUGCAAAGUCAUCAAAUUUUGUCAUCUUUUUUUCUUUUAAUUGAGUUGGUUGUUCUGUUUCCACAACGCAGACUUUUCGAGCUCGUCCUGAUUUUAACUUUUUCUGCCUUUCCUGAUUGUCGGUAAUUGCAAUGUUUAGGCAUUCCAUUAGUUCUUGUUCAUUAAAGUCUGGUUUCCUAAAGAGAGGGGCCAUCUCCGAUCAGGCUUCCUCUUUCUGGAAGCCAGUCAGGAGAGAAUGUUUUUCCAUGCUGUUCACCAGCGAUUUGUCGUAUUUUACUGGACAAUUUUCUUCCUUAGACGCAAAGAUUAUCUUCUGUUUUAGGUCAAGUACUUGCAGUAAGAAUGUAUGGGCAGAUUCACUUGACUGCUGUGCCUUACAUGAAAGCUGGUUAAACAACUUUGUUGAAAAUGAGCCCUUAGAAUUCUGCGAAGGGUAGCUAAUGUCAAGUCUCAUUUCCCCUCCAAAUAUCCCCGUAAUUCUGAACCAGGAAUGAGAGCUUUUAUCACUGCUUCGACAAUCUCUGUCUCACUAUGUUCCUUUUUUAAGUUCGGAUUCUAUUUGGUGUACUAGACUCCCAAAUGUUAAUCUAUCUUUUUGGCCUGGCUCUCCAAUUUGGCCACUUAUUCUGAAGUCCUUCCAGUAAACAACUCUUUUUUACAGUGAGGGCUUCUUUAAACUUUUCUUGGAGCCCUUUCAAUUGCGCCUCGUGAGCUGCCAUCAUUUCUUUUAGCUUCUGUUCAUAAACCAUCAGAAUUUGGCCUGUUUCAUCUGGCGCCGCUUCCCCCGUCUACUGCAUUAUCUACAUCAUUAGCAACAACAUCAAUCGGUCCUUCUUGCUCCGCCAUACCAUAAAGAUUGAGAUUAUAACUGGUACCGAUGCUACAGUAAUAUUGUCACUUAAGAUCCGGGCAGUGCCUCCAAAAUUGUUACCCCAGUUACGAUGAAGCUAGGUCCGGUGUUCUGAAAAUAAUACAAUGUAGACAACUUGUCGGCAAUACAGUGGAAGGUUAUUUAAUGAUACCCUCCACCAUCCCAAACCCAUCUACAUACUGUAGCUUAUUUUCCUAGGUUCCACCAUUUAGUCUAUAGGGGUGUUAUUUACAGGUUGUCACAAAUAGAAGGUGCCCUCUAUAGAACUCCUGUAAUUGGAUUUGUAUAUAGUGAAUAAAUAUUUUUAUCUGUUGAAAAAUCAGAAUAAUUUGAAUUCACAAUUCUAAGUCUAUCAAAAAUUUGAAUCAAAUUAUAUGUGUGUGUGUAUACACCAUAUACACCAUUUUACAAAUAUUAAAUGUUUAUGAAAAAAAAAUAUAUUUAUGAGUUGAAAAAUGACCUGUUCCAUUCAACGAGGCGGAGCUGAGUUAAAUAGAAUAGUCCGUCUUUCACAAAAUUACAAUUUUCUUUUCAUUUCUUAAAUAUAUAACAUUCAUUAAUGCACUCAAAAAGUUCCUUUGGACCUUGCCUUGCAAGCCCUCUGGUACAUUUUUCAGGCAUUAAUUUAACUUUCAUAUAAUAAUUUCUACUAGUGUAUUAUUCGCAGCUCUAAUAAUUGCUUAUUGUUUAAUCUAAUCUCCACCAAAAAUGAUCAAGAUUGAUUUAUAGAUAUAUAUAGAGAGUGAGAAGUUGAAGUAGGCCUAGAUCAUUCUGGUCUAUGUUCUUAUAUUAUUUUAUAGGCUUUAGUUGUAAAGGUCAUUUUUUGUACAAUAUUUAUAAUAUUUAUGGUAUAUGGAUUUUGUAUCUGAAAUAAGUGAAUGAAAGAACAUACCUAAAAUAGAGUCUUGUCAUUUGUCGUUUCAAUGUUCUUAGGAACAGUCCAUCAUCUUCACAAUGAAAACUUCACAAUUGAGGUGUUCAGUGGGGAGCAAAUGCAGCAAAUCAAGAAAUUGAUUAUUUUGCCAUUAAAAUAAUGUGUAAUUCCGAUGACAAGGAUCUAUUUAGUAUUGUUAUCUUUGGUAUACACUAUUGUUUACAAAACCUUAUUACAAACUGAUGCUGUAAAUGGUUAGUGAUUAUUGAUGAAUGUACAGUUUAUGAUUGUAUAGUUGUUUGUUGUAAAAAUAAAACAAAUUUAAUAUUA